UUUUUUCCUUCUUCAACAGAGAGGACUUCCAUUAGCUACAGGGUGAUCCCAAAAAACUCCCAGAAUCCCCCCAAAAAUGUAUUAAUUCCUAUAAAGGUCCCGCAAACGUAAUUUUCUCUGCCGCAGUGUAGAAAAAAAGAAGGCAAAAAAACCCAUCUAAAAAUAAGUUAAGCCGCUAAUAUUCUAUUUUGUGUUCUAUUCUACUGAUGUUUUAUGGCUGGAGGAAUAGCUGAAUUGUGCUUGAGAAAGAACAGGAGAAGAAGGACGAAGACCGCACUCAACUACUUUUCCGUGGGCACUCAUGCAAGAAGUGAUCGGAUUUCCAAUAUCUCUGUGAAUGAGGAAUCCAAUCCUCUUUUCCAACUCGCAUCCAUUCCUCUCUGAAUGGACAACGGGUGGAUCAAAGUACAAAAUCUCAGGAGUCCCCGCAUGGAGGAUGAGGAGGAUGAUGUGUUUGAGCCAGACCCCCACUGCUGGCAUACCACAUUCAAGGAGAUAAAGUGUGAAGAGCGGGCUACACAAACACCUGGCCCCGUCCUGGCAUCAAACUACGGCAUGCUGCCCUGUGGAGUCGCAGAGGAGCCAAGACCACUCUUCUACGGCAACGCAGGAUUUCGAUUGCACUUCCCGGCAAACUUUGAGCUUGUUAGGGAUCAGGUGGUACCGCUACUAGAGAGUGAAGACAGGAUGGAGCAGCUACGUCAGCGACAGCCUGUGCCACGCAGCGUGGAGGUCUGCAUCGGUCAGAAACUCCAACUGAUCGGAGACCAGUUCCAUCGGGAACAGUUGCAACUGUAUCAUCGAAACCAAAGGAACCAAAGGGGGCUGCUGUGGUGGCGCCUGGCCACAGCUCUGCUGGGCCUGAUCUUUGACGGGGGCUUCUUUGCUGGACGAGGAGAAGCGAGACGGAGUGGAAGAGUCGGGAUGAGAAAGGUCACCGCGGGACGGAGACCACCAACUUUUAUACAAGGUUUAUUUCUUUUCAAGAAGAUGCCAUGAUACCCUGAGAUUCUUCUACAGGACAAUGUUCAUAUUUUGCUAUAAGUGUGGUGUAGUAGUUUUGUACAGUACAAUGGUCUUGUUCAAUUUUUUGCACUUCACAAUGUAUUCUUUUUAAUGACCUCCACAGACCCUGGGAAUGCCUUAUUCUAAUGUUUCCUGCCGCAAAGAGUAUUGAGAUAUUUUUUUUCUUUUGUGAAGAUUUCCAGCUAACCGCUCAAGUUGAAUUACUCAUCUCCAAAGAGGCAAUUUCUCAGAACAAAGCAUUUUGCACCUCACCUUGAUGUUACAUUCAGCCUAAUAAGUUUUCCCCCUCGUCCCCUCAUCUAUUUGCUGUAACACCAUAUUCACUUUGAGCAUCAUCUUGCAACAGCAUUAACUGUUUCUGUACAUGAAAUGCCUGCACAGUGCACACCAAGACAAAUAUUUAGUCAGACUACAUAUUACAUGUCGAAAUUCAAGGAAGUAUCACGAGGUGGAGUUAGCGGAACUGAUCGAUGCUCACUACUCAAACAAACCUGAGUAAAGAAGUGUCCAGACUGCAAGGUUAUUAAUAAAAAAAAGCCUGUUAUGGUUUGAAUACACUAUGUAAAUGAAAAUAUUGAGACACAGCUAUGAUGUAAAGGAUCAUUCCAUGCUUCUAAUGUGUCCCCAUGCACAGAGCGAGGUCCUGCUUUGAAGAGUUUACUAUUAUACCAUCCAUCCAUACGUUUUCUACCGCUUGUCCCUUUCGAGGUCAUAUAACCAUUAACUCUCAAGGGACAAAAGCUGGCUUUUUUGUUCUUUCAGUCAUUUUUGUGAUAUAUUUUUGACCAUCAUCUUUUUGUUUUUUACCCUAAGAGUUGAAAUUUCAAUUUCCAAUUCUUUCACAGGUAAAAUAGAUGUUCGAUACACCACAUAUUCCACAAUGACCCAAAGCAGGGGCGAAUAGAACAAAAUAUACAGUAAAAAACAGGACAUAUACAGUCCUUUAUUUUUCAAAGGGCAUAAAACAUUUAGGAUUAUUUUUAUUUUAUUUUACUUUUUUGCCCACAUAACUCAAUCAAUGUCAGCCAUGAACAAAAAUACCAAACAUGGGGUGGGGUGUAAGCCCUAAAAAGCUUUAUGAUCAAACAAUUAGUAAGGGUGCUGAAAAAUGUAUUCACAUCCGAAUCGCAAUUCUUAUAUAUUCGGAUUCUAAAUCGAUUCAGAAUUUUCUAAAAUGUAUAAAAAGGUUUUAUUUUUUGGUUAAAGGCUAAUUUUUUUUCAAAUAUGUUUUUUAUGCCAUAUCGGUGUUUACUUGAUGUGUGUAUGUCAUAUGUCGGUAUGUGACCUGUUUUAUCAUAUUGUUUUCUCCCUAAUGAUAUAUUGCAAACACUGGUCAAAUCUGAAUUGAAUCAUGAGUUGAUGUAAAAAUCAAUUGCACAUAACCAAUUUAAACCUGUAAUAUUAUCUGAUCUAAAGGACUUCAAAACGGUCAAAAUAAGAAAAAAAUGCAUGUUUGAUAUUUUUGUUCAGGAUUGAUUUGUAUUGAGGAAAUUAAAUAAAAAAAACUUACGCCCUUCAAAAACUAAAGGCUUUUAUGUCCAGUUUGGCUUCAAAGAUAAUUAAAAUGGAAUGUCCCCAGAUAGUUAAAAACAUUUAAGGCACCUACCCCAACAUCUCAGAAAGUCUUCCCAGAAGCUGUUAUAGACACAAAGAGAUGACUAACUCCACCCUAUCUUCCUUUGUUCCACAAUGGCGAUGUGUCCCGAUAUUUUUGCCCAUAAAAUGUGUCAAGCGAUCUGCUGUAAUAUUUUCAAAUCCCAGACACACAAGAUGGUAGUGCUCUGAUGUGUUGUAUAGAAUGUUUGUUUUUUGGAAAGGUGUAACGCUCGUGCACUAAACGACCACAUGAGUCAAGCCAAUUGUGUGCUCAGCGAGAUCAGCGCUUCCAUCUUGUUGCAAGAACGUUCCAUCUUGUUGCGUUUUUGAUCCAUGUUAUUUGCAGACCUCCAUGCCCUUGAAGUGGAGCUGAGGAUCCACUGUUUUUGCACUAGUACGCCCUUUAAAGAGUUCCGCUUCUUAACUAGACUAGCCCCGUCUUACAUGAAGACGUUCAUGUCGCAUUUUUUUCAAUCAGUGUUGACUAAUCGCAGUCAGGACUGGAAAGAGAGCGGUGGCGACUGUGUCACGUAUCUGCAGUUUUCGGUGUUGUUUUCAGUCCAUCUGUGCAACAAGAUCUCCUCCUCUCAGGCAACUUUAAUGGGAUUUCCGCCCGCUUUGAACUCAACAGGGUGACCCUUGUAUUGUCUUUGGUGCUCCGAUGCAGAUGUGAGGCAGUUGUAUUCACACCAUCACUGGCUGUGCAAAUUGAAGACUUGUUAUUAUUGUUGAAAUACACUGUCGAAGAUUUUAUUUUUCCACUGAUGAACACAGGCCAACUUUUGGACCCACGGAGCAAUAUAUUAAUGACUUGCUCCUAACAAUGUGUCAAGUUGAUCAUUUUUAGGGGUUUCCUUUGUUAUCCGCAUAUCUCAGGGACAAGGUUUUGAGGGCCGCCGGGGACCUUGAGAUUCAGUUACAGUGUUGCCCCCGCCCCCAUGACGAAACCUCGUCUCCAGGGGUGGUUACUUAGUUUUUUUUAAUCCCGAUUACUUCAAACAAAGGUACAGUUCAAGCAGGGAGCCAGAGGCGUACUUGUCGUGUGCUGUUGGUGACGGGGGCUACGGAGUGUGUAGUUAGGAGGCGUGCGACGUGCACUGAAUGUUGUUGUAGUUUCCUGCGGAUCCUCAACGCUGAGCCAGUUAUCGUAGUGCCCCGUGCCAUCACUGGAAGUCCUCUUCGUACCACUCCUUUAAGAUACACCUCUUGUUCAUUAGUUCACUUUCUUUGUAAUUUAUUUCUUUGACUUUAUAUUUAUUUUUUAUUUUUUUUAAUAUUUGCCUCUUUCUACUGUAGACACGUGUGUGUGUGUGUGUGAUCGAUUCUUGUUAUUUUAAGUUCUAGCCUUUGACUUAUUCCAGGUUGUCUGACAUGAAGAGCAGCAGUUUGGUAAAAAAAAAAUACAAAUUGACUUUAAUGGGCUAAGUUUGCAUCGGCCAUAUUGGAUGUUGCAUUGCAGGCUAAAUUGGAUUUGGUUAUUCACUACAGUAAUUUCCGGACUAUAGAGCACACCUAAAUAUAAGCCAUUUGGACUCAUUUUAUUUCGUGCAUAUAUUGACCACAAACGUCAAUAGACAACAGGUACACACAUUGAAACAUGAAAUAUUUACACAGGCGUUUGUGUUCAUUCACACAUGACACAAAAGACAGUGUCUAACACAACAUACAGUAGCCUACUGGGCAAGUCAUUGAGCGCUCUCGUCACCCUUCUGUGUGCGCUGCGGUCGCCUUCUUCAGUGUGGAAGUUGCUUUGUGUGCUGUUUUGUCUGCCGUGUUUUCGCUUUCACUUUUGUCUCCAGGCGCCCGUUGCGGUUGAAGGAUUUACGUUCUGUGCGGUGGCUGUUUACCUUUUCCAUGGCCGGGUCGAUCGCCUUUGGUUUUAGGGCAGAGUCGUGUGCAUUUCGUGGGGUCUUCUCCAUGA
Molecule: messenger RNA, 4543 nt
Organism: Entelurus aequoreus (snake pipefish)
Lineage: Eukaryota; Metazoa; Chordata; Actinopteri; Syngnathiformes; Syngnathidae
Product: bcl-2-modifying factor-like
Exons: 6
Coding region: 385-999 (204 amino acids)
Biological process (GO): positive regulation of apoptotic process; negative regulation of autophagy; apoptotic process
Cellular component (GO): myosin complex
Source: RefSeq, a predicted model, not a curated record